GGCGACGUGGGAUGUAUGUGAACUAAAGAGUAAAAUAUUUCAUAUUCAGCUAUGUGACACAAAAUAUUGUUUCACCCUGAAAUAAAUUUUUAAUCUUGAAUGUUUUAAUUUCCAUUAUUUACAUUUAUCGUGGAAUAAGGAUGUGAUAUUUGUGGUUAUGAUGAUUUUCAUAAUACUGGCGUGCGUGAACGACUCGCUCGCCAGGCUCGAAGGCCUUUUUGCAAAUAGUGUUAUUGCUAAUUUAUAUGAUACGUAAAAUGAAAGAAGGGUUCACUAAGUGCAUAUUCGAUCAAUGUUGUAUAAAACUAUGUUAUUUUCUGGAAACUCAGCGUAUGUGUUGCGCUUGAAAUCGGCGCUUUCAGUGAAAGGCACAUAACCUCGAUUGUUCAUGUUGUGUUAUGUGUCAGCAAAGGCAUCAAGCAUUUUGCUCUGCCCAUCACAUUUUGAAAUGUUCGUAUAAAGUUAUAUUAGCCCACAAUGUGUGCGAGUUAAAUAUACAUUUUGAUAUGAAAUGAAACAGGUAUUAUAUUCACUAUGAAUUCCAAAAUAAAAGGAUUGACAUCUGUCAAUGGAGAACAGAACACAGGCUGUAACUCCUGCUUUUCCAGAACAAACAAGGAACAUUGGGAUGAUGUCAUUCCUGUACCAAAACCCCCAGGCACCUUGUCAGUACUUACAGUUGCUUUCUUUGCAAUAUUGUGUUAUGCAAAUUCAUUAGAUGGCAAUUUUGUAUUUGAUGAUUCAGAAGCUAUUAUAAAUAAUGAUGAUGUACGCCCUGAAAAACCUGUAGGGGAUAUAUUUUACAAUGACUUUUGGGGAACACGACUUACCAGCAACAGAAGUCAUAAAUCAUACCGUCCUUUGACAGUAUUAUCAUUCAGAUGGAAUUAUUGGCUUAGUGGUGGAUUGUAUCCAUGGAGUUUUCAUUUAAGUAAUAUAUUGUUGCAUGCCCUUGUGAGUGUACUGGCACAUGCAGUAUUUGGUAAUCUCCUUGGAGAUCGCUGCCCUCGAGCUGCAUUUUUGGCAGCAAUCCUGUUUGCUGUGCAUCCUGUUCAUGCUGAAGCGGUUGCUGGUGUUGUUGGCCGUGCAGAUCUCCUGUGUGCUCUGUUUUUCUUUUUGUCUUUUGUAGUAUAUCGCAACUCUUUGCUUCAAUCAUCUUUAACUACACAAUGCAUUGCAAUGAGUUUUAGUAUGAUAUUGGCUGGGCUUGCAAUGUUCUCAAAGGAGCAGGGUAUAACAGUUAUUGGUUUGUGUAGUGCUUAUGAUGUAAUUGUGUACUCUAAAUUGCACCCUAUCAGUAUUUUGAAAUACUCUUGGCAAAAUAUCAUCAAAUUAAUUCCUCUGCCUCAUAAAAAGAAUUAUUCUGAUAGUGAAGGAAAACCUAUUAUCAGUUUAGAUAUUAAUUGUGCUAAUGGAAAAUCAGUGCAGGUUCAGCAGGGUAAUAUUCCAUCAUUGCGUCAUCUUGCUGUGAGACAUAUUAUUCUCUUUGUAACUGGUAUGUUUCUGCUGUUACUUCGAUGGAGGAUAAUGGGAUCUACUCCUCCUGUCUUCCAAAAAGUUGACAAUCCAGCAUCAUUUGCUGAAUGCUUCCUUACUAGAGCCAUGACUUACAAUUAUUUAUAUGCUCUUAAUGCCUGGCUUUUGUUGUGUCCUGAGUGGUUGUGCUUUGACUGGUCCAUGGGUUGUGUUCCGCUGCUGAAUCCCCAGUUUCCUGUUGAUCCACGAGUCAUUGCUGCAGUCAUGUUGUGGGUGGCUAUGAUUUUGCUACUGCGAGCAUGCUUGAAUCAUUCUUGCAGCAGAACUCGAAGGAGUUUAACAAUGAGUCUGGCUCUUCUUAUCAUUCCCUUCCUGCCUGCCACAAACAUUUUCUUUCAUGUUGGAUUUGUGUUGGCUGAAAGAGUGCUAUACCUCCCCUCAGCAGGUUUCUCUCUUCUGAUUGUAGUUGGGAUGCGCCAAUUAUAUAUGUUGUUUCCAUUUCGACGGAUGUUGCAGUUGAGUUAUGUUUUUCUAAUAUUAAUUUUCAUAUCACGUGCUGUCUGGCGCAGUGGAGAAUGGCGAACUGAAGCUACACUCUUCCAAUCAGGACUGCAAGUCUGUCCACUAAAUGCUAAAGUACAUUACAACAUUGCAAAAGAUGCUGGUGACUCAGGCAAUAGAACAUUUGCUCAUAUGGAAUACAGAGAAGCACUGAGACCAAGCUUUGCUGCAGCUUGGAUGAAUCUAGGAAUAGUUCUGGCUGGUUUGAAACAGUAUAAAGAAGCAGAACAGAGCUAUUUGACUGCCAUCCAACAUAGGAAAAGAUACCCGGAUUGUUAUUAUAAUUUGGGAAAUCUUUACCUUGACCAGAAGCAAUAUGACCGUGCAUAUCAAGCAUGGCGAAAUGCAACUCGUUUGAAGUCAACUCAUGCCCUUGCAUGGAGUAACAUGAUCAUCAUGCUUGAUAACAUAGGUGUGUUGUAUCACCGUUGGAAGAAGUAUAAUAAAGCUGAAGAGCUCUAUCGCAGAGCAUUGGAAAUAGAGCCUCAUCUCCGAAGUGCUCAUGAAAAUCUGGCCAUGUUGCGAAGAACAUUGCAGAAGGCUGGACGCCAACCUCACAUAACACAAUCCUAAUAAUGGUGGAUCUGAAUUAACAAUUGCUCUUCUAAUAUUGGACAAAGUGUCAUUCACAAGAAUGAUUCAAUUACGUAGUAGCCUCCACUGAACUUUCAUUACUUGGCGAGUACACAACUAGAACAACACAUACUAAGAAAAAGAAUAUCUGCCUUAAAGGAGUGUUAAAAAAAAUUAAAUUAUAUAAUUGUUUUCUAUUACCAUUCAUUUCAGGUUGAUAUAAUAAAAUAAAUAGUAUUAAAAGUUUUUAAAUUAAUUACAUUUUAUAUUAAAUCUUACUGAGAUGAAUUGAAAUGAUAACUUGCAAUACAAAAACUAUUACGAUUUGGUUCAUUUUAAAUAUUUCCCCCAUGUGAAUGUGUUGAUCUAACUUGCCUUUAAUGAUAUAAGAGGAGAGCAUUUUAGAUUUGGUUAUGUCUAUGUGAACUACAAAUUCUGAAGCAACUUUACUUCAAUGCAAGAGAUGUUGUGCUUAAGUUUUCUUAAAUUUUCAACAGAUGAUCCAUAUCAAAAAACUGAAGAAAGUGGUUAAUCUUACUAAAUGCAAUGACUUGUACAGCAUCUGUGAUUUCUAGUUUAGUAUUUGUCAUAUGGGAAUUUUUGUUACUAGGUUUUGUGAGUUUGAUCCAAUUUAUGUAAAUAACAGUGCUUUGUAUUAGUAGGUGUAGGUUAUGGGUGCCAUGUAUAUGCCUAUAAUAUACUUAGAGAAAAUGUGUUACCGUUAAAUGAAUGUAAGAAAUGUGAUGUGUUGUAAUAUUUAAUGAAUGCCAUAAAGCAUUGAAACUUAAGUGCCAGACUUCAUUAAUACAUCUCAUAAUCAGGAAGCUCAGUCUUCACUGAGCGAGGUGUGGGUGCAUGGUUUACAGUGCAGAAUUAACUUGCCUGCCUAAGUGUGAGACAUAUUGGCCCACAAUUUGUAUUACUUAAAAAGUUAUUUGGCUGCAUGUUCAAUUGCCAGCUUUGAUGCCAUCAGUUAAUUAAGAUUUUAUACAUAUGUAUACAGAUGAAAUUGAAUAGUUCAUAGUAAUGUAUUUGCAGACUUGUUCUGUUAAAGCACAUCUGUAUGCACACAAUACUUCAGCACAAUUUUAUGAUCUCGCCAACAGGUCUGCAAUAAGUUUGGAAUAAUGUGAGAAAAGUAGUUUACUCAAUAAUACAUUAUCAGAAGUUUCUCAAUAAGGUAACAAACAGAUUUGUAUUGUAUCAUUUUUUCCUUGUACAUUUCCUUAACGAAAUCAUUGUGAUAUUUAAAUUAAAUUUAUAUUAUGUAAAGUUUUAAAUAAUUUGAAUGUAAUAAACAGUAUUAAUAUUGUACCUAUAUCUUUGUUUCAUAAUGUAAAACAUUAAUUACAAAACUAAAGCCAUAAAAAAUGUUUAGAUGUACUUAACUCAGGGCACUUCAAUUUAUGGUGCCAUCUUGAAGAAAAAGCACAAACUACAAUAUGCACAUCAAUCUUUUGUCAUGGUUGUGAACUCUACUGAAAUGUGUGUGCACUAACAUUUUUAUAUUGUAUUGAUUUCAUAUCUUCUGAAAUACAUAUCAGGCUCAGUGAAUGAACCCAGUUUUUAUUAUGGUAUUAAAUUUUAUAACUGUAUUGAAUGUUUUGAAGCAUAGAAACGUGAUGCAGUGUAGUUUAGUUGAAUUUCUGAUGUUUCUAUAACAUUCACUAAUUAAAAUUUCUUAAUAAAAUUGUAUAUUAAUCUUAUUCUUUCAUUACAAAUUUCCAAAAACCUGAACUGUAACAUAAAC
Messenger RNA from Gryllus bimaculatus (two-spotted cricket), 4360 nucleotides. The record is from the annotation of a GenBank genome assembly. NCBI's taxonomy places the organism in Eukaryota, Metazoa, Arthropoda, Insecta, Orthoptera, Gryllidae.